Carya illinoinensis is the source of this 1858-nucleotide messenger RNA. RefSeq lists its product as uncharacterized. Gene Ontology annotation, biological process: regulation of DNA-templated transcription. The transcript has 4 exons. Gene Ontology annotation, molecular function: transcription coregulator activity. Lineage: Eukaryota; Viridiplantae; Streptophyta; Magnoliopsida; Fagales; Juglandaceae. The record is from RefSeq and is a predicted model, not a curated record. The coding region runs from base 426 to 1640 and encodes 404 amino acids.
UAAGAGAAGAGAAGAAAGGUUGGUAGGAUCAUGGGGUGAUUAGGUCAGGCGCCUUGAGGCGAGGGGUUCCAAGGUGUCAAAGUGCUAGGAUAGGAGGCUGCGGGGGGGAAAACGGGGGACGAGAUGACGGCGUGAGAGGGAGCUCAGUGGGGCGGCGGCCUCGGCGGCUUUGAGAUUUGGGUAGGUGAGAAAAGAUGUAACCUCGGACUAUGGUAAAGUGCACCACUGUCUUGCCUCCCCAAAACUUUUCCCUUCCAACUUUGCAAAUGGAAGUUUGCAACGAGCGCAGAAGCACUGCUACCCUGGCAAUCCCGUCGUAGAGCCCUACCUCGUUCCUGCCGACAAGUUGCGAAUAUCUUUCUCUGUCUUUGUCGCGUUUCUCUCUACCAUAUCGAUGUGUUCAGACUAAGUUGCUGCUUUUGAAAAUGCCAAGGCCGGGCUCUAGACCUUAUGAAUGCGUUAGGAGGGCUUGGCACAGCGACAGACACCAACCCAUUAGAGGUUCUGUUAUACAACAGAUUUUCAGGGUUGUCAAUGAAUCUCACUGUGCUGCUACUAAAAAGAACAGAGAAUGGCAAGAGAAGCUUCCUAUUGUGGUUCUGAAAGCAGAAGAAAUUAUGUACUCCAAAGCAAACUCCGAGGCUGAGUAUAUGAAUCUUGACACACUAUGGGACAGAGUGAAUGAUGCCAUUAACGCAAUCAUUCGGAGAGACGAGAACACCGAAACCGGCGAUCUUUUGCCGCCAUGUAUAGAAGCUGCCCUUAACCUGGGUUGCACUCCCGUGAAGGCUUCGAGAAGCCAACGGCUCAGUAAUCCUAGGAGUUACCUUACCCCGAGAGCACCAGAACCUGCCUCUGCACCUGCUAGAAUUUUGGAUAAAACCAUUGAACAACGUCCAUUUUUGCCAUUGCACCCCGGAAAUCAGUUACACUUUGCGAAAGCUACUACCAUGAGUCCUACACAUCAGGUCCCAGAAUCUGACUACCAUAUUGACCGAAACACUAACCUCACCGCCCCUUGCAAUUAUCCUCUCCUGGAAGAAAACAUUUCUUCUGGCCAGAACCCGUUGAUAACAAUGGAAAGGAACACCCCACUGAACUUGGGUACAAUGUAUCCAUUGUAUUAUGGAACACAUUAUCAAACUAGAGAGUCCCAAUUAGGCUCUCGGAUCCCAGAAGGGCCACAUUCUAAGACUAUAUACAUUGGGAAACCCAUUAUUGCGACAACUGGAAAGUCUGCUGAAGAGGGUAUAUUGCAGAACCCUUUUUCCUGUAAGAACACUGAAAAUGCUUUGAAUAGAUUCUUGCAAGUGGAUGUCCCGGACACCCAGGAGGAGCCAAAUGAGAGGGAAUGUGACUUGUCUUUGAGUUUGGGUCUAUUUUCACAGUCAUCUGUAGGCAUUGAAAAGAGAUCAGCAUGUGAAGUGGAAGAUGUUGGUUCAACCAGUUGUCAAGAGGGGGGAAGGUUUAGUGAUUUGUCUCCCAAGACAAAAAAGGAGUUCAAUUUUUUCCCAAGGAAGGCUACUUUUUACCCUUUUGACUCCAGUUCGUUUGAGUGGAAUACAGAGGGUGAAGGUCAGAUUAGGGAGGCAAUGAGGAAGCGCAAGGCUCCCUCUGGUUACAAGGAUGAGGAUAGGUGAUUUUAGUGGAAUCUAGAGCUCGCAUCCUACCGGCUUACUGGUCAUAUUAAAUGGCAAGGAGGUUUGUAGACAAUCCUUCACUUUUGUAUUGUAUAUAUGCUUUGAAAUCCUAGAUGCCCUGAAACAUUUUGUUAAUUCCAUUUUCUGACCUCUGAAUCUCUGUAGCUCUCAUUGUGAAAUUUUAGAAGCAGAUGGUUGGAAGUUGCAAUGGUGUUAAA